GAGGACCGUGAGAUCGCCAGGCUGCGUGAGCGGCUGCGGGCUGGAUCGUCGCAGGAGUCUUCGGGCUCUUCCCCUGCCGCCUCUGCGCAUGACGAUGACGACGACGAGGACCAGGCCCGCCUCGCCGAGAUUGCGGGGCUGCCCAAGCAGCUGGGCGACUGUGCUGACCCAGCCAUCACUAAGGCUCGGCAGGGUCUCCACGGUGAGCGUGACGGCAUCAAAGCCAAGAUCGUCCGCAGCGAACAGCAUGCGGGCCAGCUACAUCACUACACCGCCAGGAUCGGAGCACUCGAGAAGCAAAGGGUGCACCAGCAGCAGCUCCCGGACAAGUAUCGUGCCCAGCAGAAGGGGCUCGAGGCUAACAUCGGCAAGGUUGAGAAGUGCCUCUCAGACCUGGCGGCAGACAUCCAGGAGAUGGACACGCAGCGUUGGCAAGUCUCGGCUAAAGCCUCUGCCGCUUCGCCAGGCGCGUUCUCUCUCAAGGCGACGGUGCCUGCGCUGGACCUCCCCAUUGACAAGCUCGGGGAAAUGCUCAAGUCGAGGGGAGCGGACGACACCGUGUCAGGUUCGGUCACCGCUUGUUUCACAGCGCUGCGCGAGUUGAAGCCACGCAAGCAGGAGGACAAUGUGAAGGCCCAUGUCGAGACCGAAUGUCCACGACCUGCUGACUCCCCGUCUCAGCAGCAACGCCCCGUCGCACAGCAGGAAUCCCACGACUACCUCGCGCAUAUGGACUCCGAUGACAUCGACGACCUCCGCGACUUUGUCAAGGAAGCCAUGGGCACCAGCGCCCCCUCGGGCAACGAGCAGGUGCGGGAGGCAGUCAAGAGGUUCGCUGCCGCCGCCGAGCAGCUCGCCAAGCGUCGUCGCACGGGCACCGACACGCCAGAGAAGACGAACGGCAGUGGAGUUUCGGUCACCGGUGCGAACUCGAUCAUCACUACCAACUUCUCGUCGUUCGGCGUGCUAAAGGAUGCCAUUACCAACCCAGCUUGUGGCCAGGCCAUUGCCCUGGCUGAGGAAUUGCAUGCGGGACAAGGCAUGUUGACCGACUUGCAGCAUUCAUGCGCGCUCAUGGGCUUCAGGGCCUCGUGGGCCGCCGCCCCCGAGACGGGCAGAG
Prorocentrum cordatum is the source of this 1120-nucleotide messenger RNA. NCBI's taxonomy places the organism in Eukaryota, Dinophyceae, Prorocentrales, Prorocentraceae. The record is from the annotation of a GenBank genome assembly.